Messenger RNA from Haemonchus placei, 444 nucleotides. NCBI's taxonomy places the organism in Eukaryota, Metazoa, Nematoda, Chromadorea, Rhabditida, Trichostrongylidae. The record is from the annotation of a GenBank genome assembly.
AUGCUGCGCAAUUUCGACAAAACAAUUGAUCAGCUCAAGCGGAUCCGUGUGCCUGGAAAUCUUCUUUCUUGUUCUCGUGGUAGCGCCGAAUCAUCUGUUGUUUCUGACACUUCUUUAUACGCUUGGAUUGCUGCCUCCGAUCCGGAACAUUCUCUGAAAGAACUCGUCGAUCAAGUAACAGAGCAGCUUGUAAAUUUCCAACAGACGAACACGAAGUCGGCUCUGCAAAACAUUGAAAAAGUGAUGGAAAUGUCAAAAAAUAUCAAUUGCCGUGAGAUAAAAGGAAUGAAUAUGAGACUCAGCUAUCUGGAACAACAUCUGCAGUAUGCUGAAGAUCGGGGUAACUUUGUAGAGAAGCAUACGUCCGAAAUUCUGAAUACAUCAUCUCGGGUCGAGGUAUGUUCUGUUAUAACGAGUAAAAAAUCUGUUAGGAUAAUUUGUUGA